AUGGAAAUUCCACGCAGCCUGGAGCGGCCAUGGACACCGCCAGAGAUCGAAGACCGACCAUAUGCUCGCACUCGCCCAAGCCAUCUCAACCUAUAUGGAAAUUCACCCUCGCGAUAUGCUAGGAAAGAGCAGCGUUGGCUAAACGAUACUGACCGUGUGCACGAGCAACCCUCGUGGAUGACCGAAACCUAUAGUCCAAGAACCCCGUUCACAGCCUCACGGCCGAAACUCAGUUCCCGUCUUACCGAACCCCUUCCGUAUACGCCCAAAAAACAGUACCACCUUGACGAGCCAUAUUCACAGCCAAGGGCCGUACCACGCUACCCCUACACGCCUGAUAGCUCCCAAAUAUUGCGUCGACACACUAUUAUCCCUACUUCCCCGCCACCAUGGGACGACUACUCGGAUCCCGCUUUAUCGCCCGUCCAGGAUGCUUUAUCCGCCUGUAUUGCGCAGUUUGAGGAUUUGAUCCAGUCGCAGCAGCCAGACGAAGAUCAGAUGGAAUAUAUUGUAGGGCAAUUUGAGGCCAUGGCAAUGCGUCUUUCAGCUCCAGAAUCGUAUGAGAAUGAAACGGGUACACAGUAUCCUUCACAUUUCAACCAGGGGGCUGGUAUCAUGCACGCAGACGACGGCAAAGAUGACCUUGCCGAAGCAAAAAGGCUGUACCACCAGUCGUAUGUUGCGGAAGUAGGCAACUAUGUCAACAGCGUACAAAAAUACGUUGACGAGCUGCGGAAGCGCCUGGAUGAAGUCAAGACGCUGAAUAGCAUCCAGCUAGAUGUCAUCAAUGACCUGCGUAAACAGAUGAAGACCGUCCGUCAAACUAUGCGCGAGGAGCUCGAAAGAAGUGGCGGUGUCGGUACCGGCGGUGACACUACCGGCGCGAUCGAGCACAAAGACGACUCCACAACCAGAAAAUUCGGCAUGAUGGACAGCUGGCAGACCCUUGUCAACGACGACGACGACGACGAUAUCAGCCAAGACGUAUCCCGGGAAAUCCACAACGAAUAUAACAAACUCGUCCGCAGCGCUGUACAUAACCUUACCUCAGAAGACCACGACGGCGAUGAUACUUACCACGCCACCCCUCGUCGUCCUACUGCUGCCACUCCUCCUGUUAUACGCCAAACCAAACGCCGUCUAAUCACCAUUAUCCGCUCGCCUCCUCGACGCAGCUUCUGGGCUUCGAUUGGUGAGGCCCUGGAUGCAAUGUCCGAGUUGUUGCUUGAAGAAUGA
Molecule: messenger RNA, 1236 nt
Organism: Bipolaris victoriae FI3
Lineage: Eukaryota; Fungi; Ascomycota; Dothideomycetes; Pleosporales; Pleosporaceae
Exons: 2
Coding region: 1-1236 (411 amino acids)
Source: RefSeq, a predicted model, not a curated record